Vigna umbellata (rice bean) is the source of this 1773-nucleotide messenger RNA. The record is from RefSeq and is a predicted model, not a curated record. NCBI's taxonomy places the organism in Eukaryota, Viridiplantae, Streptophyta, Magnoliopsida, Fabales, Fabaceae.
ACAAUUCCCAAUUUCACAAUCCAUUCACAAAAACCACACAACCAUAAUUUUUCUAAGCAAAAAGCACAAUGGAAACCGCAUCCACACUUACCUUCUUCCUCCGCCAUGUCGCCGCCAAGUACCCCUCCCGCCGAGCGCUCUCCGUCGCUGCCAAAUUUGACCUCACCCACUCCCGCCUCCAACAACUGGUGGAAUCCGCCGCCCAACGGUUGCUCACCGCCGGAAUCAAGCCCGGCGAUGUCGUCGCCCUCACCUUCCCCAAUACCGUCGAGUUUGUCAUCAUGUUUCUUGCCGUUAUUCGAAUUCGGGCCACAGCCGCGCCGUUAAACUCGGCUUACACAGCCGAAGAGUUCGAGUUUUAUUUAUCCGACUCCGAGUCCAAGCUUCUCCUAACAUCUUCAGAAGGAAACAACGCAGCUCAAGCCGCAGCUUCAAAACUCAACAUAGCUCACGCCACGGCUUCGGUAACCCAAGCCGAGAAUAACGAACCCGAGCUGAGUCUCUCGCUGAGUCAAUCCGACUCGGUUAACUCGGUCGAUUCGGUUCAGUCAGUGAUUAACGAUCCUGAUGACGUGGCGCUUUUCCUUCACACCUCCGGCACCACAAGCCGACCCAAGGGAGUGCCGCUCACUCAGCACAACUUGCUCUCUUCGGUACAGAACAUUAAAUCGGUGUACCGACUCACAGAGUCUGACUCGACGGUGAUUGUGCUUCCGCUUUUUCACGUGCACGGUUUGAUUGCGGGGUUGCUUAGUUCCCUCGCGGCCGGUGCGGCGGUGGCGCUGCCGGCGGCGGGAAGGUUCUCCGCCUCUGCGUUCUGGAAAGACAUGGUGAAGUACAAUGCCACGUGGUACACUGCGGUCCCCACCAUACACCAGAUUAUACUGGACCGCCACGCGAACAACCCCGAACCGGUUUACCCGCGGCUCCGGUUCAUACGAAGCUGCAGCGCGUCUCUGGCACCGGCUAUUUUGGGUAAACUCGAGGAGGCUUUCGGUGCGCCGGUGUUGGAAGCUUAUGCGAUGACGGAAGCGUCGCAUCUCAUGGCUUCGAACCCUUUGCCGCAAGAUGGGCCGCACAAGGCCGGGUCGGUUGGAAAGCCCGUGGGACAAGAAAUGGUUAUUUUGGACCAAACGGGUCGGGUUCAAGAGGCUGAAGUUAGCGGAGAAGUUUGCAUUCGUGGCCCCAAUGUUACGAAAGGGUAUAAAAAUAACGUGGAUGCCAAUACGGCGGCGUUUGAAUUUGGUUGGUUCCAUACCGGUGAUGUUGGCUACUUGGAUUCUGAUGGUUAUUUGCACCUCGUUGGUCGCAUCAAGGAACUCAUCAACCGUGGAGGUAUGUUAAUAUUUAUUAUUCAAAAAUUUUCUGCAAAUUUCUUUGGAAGGUAUUGCGAAUAUUCUGAAUUGAGGGAACCAUGCUUUUUCAAAAUUCGGUGCAUUGACUGUUUUGAAGGAAAAGUUUGGGUUGAAUACAGACUAAGCUUAACCAUUGAUUUUGGUGAUUCAUUGUCUUAGAGAAAUAUUUGUUGGUGGUGUGUCAUUGAUGACGUGAGUUUGAUUCUUGUUGAGUAAUUUGUCUGGUGUAAACUCAAGAGACUUCUUAAUAGUUUUGCGCGUUACGUGAACAACUUAUCAAUAUUUAAAUUGUGUGUGAGAAUUAUUAUAGUAUUCUCAGAUGAAACAAAUGUCAUAACUGUUUUUAUAUUCACUAAGGUUGAAGUCGGGCUUUUUGUUUGGUAUCAACAACUAUUAGAGUUGUGGUUUGUACGUCAAG